AUGAGGCUUUUAAGCCAACAGAUUCUUAUUUUUACUAAAAUUUCCAUUCUCUUCUUAAUUCAAUUCCGAAAAGUUUUCCCAACAAAUGAAAAGUCCAUUUCGGGAGAGGAUAUUUUACAAAUGGCACAGUGCUAUGUCGAUGCCGACUAUCAAAAAGCUAAAAUUCCAGGUGAUGGAAUAACCGAAAUGGAAGAAGUUUUGGGGCCCCAUUAUACUUUUGGUAAUUACAUCAAUGGAUGUAUUAAAAUUAAAGAAUUGCUUAAAAAUAUCUUUGCCUCUUCGGGUCUAGAUAAAUGGAUUGUUGAAAUGAAAAAAGAAUUAAAAGAAGAAUAUGAAAGCAAAAUUAGAAGUUUUGCCAAAAUUGGGAUUAGUGAAAGAAUUGAUAUUUCUGAAUUUGAUAGUGAAAAUGAAGCAAAAUUUAAUUAUUGGAAACAAAAUUCAGAGGAGAGAUUAAAAGAAAUUUUUGUUGAAAGAAAUUAUUUGGAAUUUAAAAAAUGGUUAGAAGGAAAAACAAAAAAAGAAAAUAAAAAAUUUGAAAGAAUUAAUGAAUCUGAUAGUAAAAGUAGUGAAGAUGAGAGUAAAGAAUUAAAAGAUACUGAAACAGAAAAAGUAUUUAGCAAUUCAAAUGAAAAUUUAAAAAUUAUUUUUGUUAAAGAAAAUUUGGAGAAAUAUAAUUUUUGGUUAAAAAAUUUGGAAAAAAAUCCAGAAACUUUAAAAAAGAUUUAUAUAAAAGAAAUUGAAUUGGCUUUUAAUUAUUGGCGUAGAAGAACUAAUCAUUUUGGAAUAUUUUUGAAAGCAGCAUAUCUUAAAUUUGCUAAAGUUUUCAUUGACAAACUUAAGAAUGCUGUUUCCAACAUUCAAAACAAGAAAUUGUUUCGUGCUCUAACUUCAAUUUCUCAUCGAAUGAAAAUUGAAAUUUUUGGCAAUAUAGCUUUUGGAAAAUAUUUUUUUAAGAAAGAUAAAAGCCAUUUUGAUUCAUUUUAUAAAGCACUAAAUAAAAUGGAAAAAUAUUUGGAGAAAAUUAAAGUAAAUAUUCAAAAACCUUUCGUUAUUUGGGUAGUUCGUCAUUCGGAAAGACUUGAUAAUGAUGAGGAAGAGAGAAAUAAAGCUGAAGGGGAUGCAUGCUUCAACUAUAAAGGACGUAAAUUUAUGUUGGACAAUAGUCCAUUGAGUGAUGAAGGGAAAUUGAAGGCAUCUAGAUUAAACAAAGUUUUUGCCAAUAUUCCAAUUAAAGAAAUUUUUGUAUCCCCAUAUGAACGUACGAUUGAGACAGCUCUUUAUUUAUUGGGAUACAACAAAAUUGAGAAAGAUUCGAUAAAAAAGGAAAAUAACAAAAUAAAAGUUAAAACAAUUUCAAAAGAAAUUAAAAAUAACGAUUUAAAAAUUAAAUUAGAGCCCGGAUUUAUUGAAAAAUUAUCACAAUGUGGAGCUAAUUCGACUGGUUAUGAGGAGUGUAAGGAAUUGGCAAAACAUCAUAAAGGAUUAAAUUGUGAAUAUAAACCUAUUUUUACUAGAGAAAAGGCUGAAAGUUUUAAAGAGAUAGAAAAUAGAAGAUGGGAUAUUGCUUGUAUUCCUCGAUUAAAAGAAGUGUUUACACAGCUUUUGAAGAACAAUGCCGGAAAAACUAAAUUAAUUGAAAAAUCUAAAAAGGAGGAAAUGAAUGAAUGGUUAUCUCCGGGGGAAGAAAAUGCUGAACAUAUUGUUAUUGUUUCUCAUGGAAUGGUGAUUAGCUCGUUAGAACAAAUGAUUUCUGGGAGAUAUACUAAUGUGCCGCAGGCUUCAAUAAUGAAAAUUGUUGAACUUGAAGAAGAAAAAAAGGAUCAGAAAAAACGAGAAAAGUCAAAUGUAAAAACGAGCCUUGACGAGAAUGGAAAACUCAAAAAUCUUCGAAUGAUUUUCUCAAAUGUUACAACACAUUUGAAUGAGAAAGGCAGGCUUGGAUAUUAUCUCUAUUGA
This is a messenger RNA of Meloidogyne enterolobii, 1956 nucleotides long. The record is from the annotation of a GenBank genome assembly. NCBI's taxonomy places the organism in Eukaryota, Metazoa, Nematoda, Chromadorea, Rhabditida, Meloidogynidae.